AUGUCUCGCGUCAUAACCGUCGGGGCCGCCCAGCUGGGGGCAAUCCAGCUGGUCACACCGCGCGAGGUUGUCCUGACCCGCAUGCUGGCUCUGCUGGAUGCGGCCGCAGCUUCAGGCGUGCGGAUGCUGCUGUUUCCAGAGCUAGCACUCACAACCUUUUUUCCACGCCACAACUUGGCCGGCGAAGACACGGUAGACGCUUUUUUCGAGGCUGAGUCAGAUGCCGAGCCAGACGCGCUGCGCCGCAGUAACCCGCACACAAAGCCGCUCUUCGAUCGGGCGCACUCGCUCGGCAUCGACAUCGCGCUCGGCUACGCCGAAAAAUGGACGGCUGCCGACGGAAACGUCAUGCACUACAACACGCUGUGCUACUACUCAGCUCAGACUGACGCUGUCAUUGCCAAGUACCGCAAGGUUCAUCUGCCGGGCACGGCUGUGCCCACGGGUGGCGCCCAGGAGCAGCUAGAGAAGAUGUACUUUGCGCCGGGCGAUCUCGGCUUCCCGGCUUUUCGCGCGCCUGGACUGGUGGAUAAUGCACUGAAGGCCGACAAGGUCCAGAUAGAAAAUGCGGAAAAGAUAGAGGGCCUCGGCGACCCCAUCCUCGGUAUGCUGAUCUGCAACGACCGGCGCUGGCCUGAAGCCUGGCGCUCAUAUGGACUGCAGGGCGCCGAGCUCGUCCUCGAAGGCUACAACACAUGCGCUUACUACGCUAACCGGCCGACGAGCGUGACCGAGCAGGAAGCCCUUGCCGUUUUCCACCACCGGCUCUCCUGCCAGGCCGGUAGCUACCACAACGCUUGCUUCAGCAUCCACGCCGCCAAGGCCGGCAAUGAGGACGGUGGCCUGCUGAUCGCCAGUUCGCUCAUCGUUGCGCCUGGCGGCCAGAUUCUCGCCGAGUCUAAGACCAGCGACGACGAGCUUAUCACGGCCACCAUUGACCUUGCCGAAUGCCGUGCCCAGAAGGAAGGCGUCUUCGCCUUUGCGAAGCACCGCCGCACCGAGCACUACGGCCGCUUGAUCGAACAGACUGGAGUCGUCGAGCCACCACUUCUGUCGUGGCCGUUUGGAGCCUAG
Messenger RNA from Grosmannia clavigera kw1407, 1074 nucleotides. RefSeq names its product n-carbamyl-d-amino acid amidohydrolase. The transcript has a single exon. The record is from RefSeq and is a predicted model, not a curated record. Bases 1 to 1074 code for a protein of 357 amino acids. Gene Ontology annotation, molecular function: hydrolase activity, acting on carbon-nitrogen (but not peptide) bonds, in linear amides. Lineage: Eukaryota; Fungi; Ascomycota; Sordariomycetes; Ophiostomatales; Ophiostomataceae.